This is a messenger RNA of Brenthis ino (lesser marbled fritillary), 1803 nucleotides long. The record is from the annotation of a GenBank genome assembly. NCBI's taxonomy places the organism in Eukaryota, Metazoa, Arthropoda, Insecta, Lepidoptera, Nymphalidae.
AUGGUUGCCGGCGGAAAACAGAUGAACGUCCGGGUGACGACGAUGGACGCGGAGUUGGAGUUCGCGAUCCAGCAGACGACCACUGGGAAGCAGCUCUUCGACCAGGUGGUCAAGACCAUCGGCCUCCGCGAGGUCUGGUUCUUCGGCCUCCAAUACACUGACUCUAAGGGCGACCUCACCUGGAUCAAGCUCUACAAGAAGGUAAUGCAACAGGAUGUCAAGAAGGAGAAUCCACUACAGUUCAAGUUCCGAGCCAAAUUCUAUCCCGAGGAUGUUGCCGACGAGCUCAUCCAGGAGAUCACGCUCAAACUCUUCUACUUACAAGUGAAGAACGCGAUCCUCUCGGACGAGAUAUACUGCCCGCCGGAGACGUCGGUGCUGCUCGCGUCGUACGCGGUGCAGGCGCGGCACGGCGACCACAACCCCUCCAUACACGGGCCCGGGUUCCUCGCCAACGACCGCUUGCUGCCGCAGCGUGUUACUGAUCAACAUAAGAUGUCGCGCGAGGAGUGGGAGCAGAGCAUCACGAACUGGUGGCAGGAGCACCGCGGCAUGCUGCGCGAGGACGCCAUGAUGGAGUACCUCAAGAUCGCGCAGGACCUGGAGAUGUACGGCGUCAACUACUUCGAGAUACGCAACAAGAAGAACACCGAGCUCUGGCUCGGCGUCGACGCGCUCGGACUCAACAUAUACGAGAAGGAUGAUAAGCUGACCCCCAAGAUCGGGUUCCCGUGGUCGGAGAUCCGCAACAUCUCGUUCAACGACCGCAAGUUCAUAAUAAAGCCGAUCGACAAGAAGGCGCCGGACUUCGUGUUCUUCGCGCCGCGCGUGCGCGUCAACAAGCGCAUCCUGGCGCUGUGCAUGGGCAACCACGAGCUGUACAUGCGCCGCCGCAAGCCCGACACCAUCGACGUGCAGCAGAUGAAGGCGCAGGCGCGCGAGGAGAAGCUCGCCAAGCAGGCGCAGAGAGAGAAGCUGCAGCUGGAGAUCGCGGCCCGCGAGCGCGCCGAGAAGAAGCAGCAGGAGUACGAGGACCGUCUGCGUCAGAUGCAGGAGGAGAUGGAGCGCUCGCAGGCGAAUCUAAUCGAGGCGCAGGAGAUGAUCCGGCGGCUGGAGGAGCAGCUGCGCCAGCUGCAGGCCGCCAAGGAGGAGCUCGAGCAGCGCCAGAACGAGCUGCAGGCCAUGAUGCAGCGCCUCGAGGAGACCAAGAACAUGGAAGCGGCCGAGCGCCAGAAACUGGAGGACGAGAUCGCGGCGAAACAGGAGGAGGUGUCCCGCAUCCAGCAGGAGGUGGAACUGAAGGAUUCGGAGACUCGCCGGCUACAGGACGAGGUGGAGGAGGCGCGCCGCAAGCAGGACGAGGCGGCCGCGCUGCUGGCGGCGGCCACCACGCCCACGCACCACCACGUGGCCGAGCAGCAGGGCUCCGGCGACGGCGACGGCGACGGCUCGGGCUCCGACGGCGGCUCCGACGCGGGCGGCGGCGAGCUGGCGCGCGGCCCCGACGACCUGGUGGACCCGCUGGCCGAGCGCCGCACGCUCGCCGAGCGCUCCGAGCGACUCCACAAUCAGCUUAAGGCUCUCAAACAAGACCUGGCCCAGUCCCGGGACGAGACCAAGGAGACAGCCAUGGACAAAAUCCACCGCGAGAAUGUCCGUCAGGGACGCGACAAGUACAAAACCCUGCGCGAGAUCCGCAAGGGCAACACCAAGCGCCGCGUCGACCAGUUCGAGAACAUAAUUUGCAUUUGUUCGAGUGCCUCAUUGUUCGUUAAUUUUCUUAAAUGCAUCAAUAUAAAUAUA